UUGGUACAAGCUGACCCACGCAGAGCAGCUGGGAAGAGAAACGUGUGAUGCGUCCUCCUCUUAAAAAAAAAAGAGUGCGCAAACACGAAAACGACACAGCAGCAACUCCGCCCUCCGCACCGCAACACUGGGCCGGUGUAGCGCUGCCUGGCACGGCCGCCGGCGCACCUGGAAUUUGAGAGGGUCCCGCUCUCGAGGACACACCUUCAUUGAAAGCGCCCCUCUCCUCGCUGAUGCGCUUGUUUCCCUCGAUGUCAGCUGAGGGCGACAGAGGGAGGUGUUUCCCGAUUUCCAUUCUCAAGAAUCUCCCCCGCCGCCACCACCACCACCACCACCACCAGCACCACCAGCAGCAGCAGCAGCUUCAGCAGCUUCCCUCCGCGAUUCCUGCGCGCUCCGAGGGGGUCGACGUGUUUCAACGGCGGACCGACGAGAGGACCGGACCCGUCGCCGUAUCGCGGGGGUGACAGCGGGGCAACGCCGCACGCAGGUGGAGGUGGCAACGGCUGGCGGUCCGGGUCUGCGUGAGGGGGGGGGGGGCGAGAGCGAGAGCGAGAGAGAGAGCGAGAGAGAGAGCGAGAGAGAGAGAGAGAGAGAGAGAGAGAGAGAGAGAGAGACGCGCGACGCGACGAAGACGAUGAGCCGCGCCGCCUCUUCACCACCGUGACUCGAGCUGCCGAGCCGCCCGAGCGGGCUUUUCGUGGGUCGUCGUCUCAAGUCCCUGUCAGCCGGCGCGCUCACUUCCUGCGGUGAAGCCCAGCGGAACACCUGGAAUGGAAAAACUCUGCUCCGCUCUGCCACGUCUGGACUAUAGUAGAAACUCGCAAGGGAGAAUGAAGUAACCGCUAUGGAGCCGGACAAUGCCCCGCACUCCAAACUCAAAACAGCUGGAGUCGGGGGGAGAGCUCUGAUUCUUUGGGCCGUGCUGUGCUGCGCCUGCUCUCUGAGACUUGCCCAAGCACAAGAUGUGGAUGUGCUACAGCAGCUCGGGCUUUCUGGGAGGAGAACGGGGGAGCCAACGUUUUCGGACACCCGCUCCAUCCCUAACGGAGUCAUUCCCUUCAAAUCUGGAGUCAUCCUCACCCAGCGGGCACGCAUCCAGGUGCCACUGCACUCCGUUAUCCCUGCUACCUACAGCUCCACCAACCUCUCUCUGAUCCUCAGCCUGUCUGCCCAUCGUGUCAACAGUGCCUUUCUUUUCACCAUCCUGUCUAAGAAAAAGAAACUGCAACUUGGGCUGCAGUUCAUCCCAGGGAAAGUCCUUGUACAUGUGGGACAGAGGAACUCUGUGAGUUUUGACUACAAUGUCCAUGAUGGCCGGUGGCACAGUUUGGCCAUGGAUAUUCAGGGGCAACAGGUGUUCUUGUAUACUUCUUGUGGGAAAAAAAGUGUACACGCAGAUUUGCGUUCUAAGAGAGAGGAGGCCCUGGACCCAGAGGGUUCUUUCCUCCUGGGCAAGACGAACCAGAAUUCGGUGCCGUUUGAAGGUGCCAUUUGUCAGUUUGACAUUUAUCCCUCUGCCAAGGCAGCUCAUAACUAUUGUGAUUACAUUAAGAAACAUUGCAGAGAGGCUGACACCUAUCGGCCUGUAUUGCUGCCCCUGCUACCUCUGUUUUCCACAGACCCAAACAUUACUGUCACCCAUAUCACUCCUCUGUCACUGACAGAACUAACCAAAAAACUCCACCGACCUACUUUGGCCUGGACCGAGGAAAAGACCAGGACUAAAUUUCUUGCUCCGACUGACAGUCUGAAUGAAACCUCUUAUUAUCAGAUAGCAGGUACUCCAAAGCCAGGUACUAUGUCUCCUCCUUCACUGGUGCACCCAGGGUUGGAGAAGCCGUUCAGAUUUGCUACUCAAACAGUUACCACGUCUCUGCGGACAUUGUCAAAACAGAAACCAACAUCCCACAGCAGCGUUGGGAAGAACAUGAAUGAAAUCAAGAUCCAGAAAACGUCUGGGAGCAGCAAGACUCUACCUGCCUCUACCAGGCCACCAAAGAUGAAGCCAAACCUCCAGACGACAGCUGCCUCAAAGCAGGGGUCUUCUUCAAAUACCUACCUUCUCCACAGGAAGCAGCUGACCACAAUAGCUCCAAAGAAACCUGAGCCAAAAGUGACCAACGUGCAGGAUGUCAAACCCACCUUGCUUACUCCAAUCACUGCAGCUGCAACAGAUGGCCUCCAAACAUUUGACUUGGAACCAACCCAAUUCUCACUGCUGGCUGGACCACCUGGACUAAAGGGAGAGCCAGGACCAGCGGGACUUAAGGGACCUCCUGGGAAGCCAGGGCAGCCAGGGAAGAGGGGCCCCCGGGGUCCUCCCGGUCCACAUGGAAACCCCGGUCGCCCUGGACCUCCUGGAUUUAAGGGCCAAAAAGGAGAUCCUGGACUUUCCCCUGGUCGUGCCCCAAAAGGAGAGAAAGGAGAGAUAGGUGCACUUGGGCCCCCUGGUCUGCUCGGCCAAGAUGGACGAAAGGGACAAAAAGGUCAUCCCGGCCCCCCUGGUCUCCCAGGUGAACCUGGCGAGCGGGGAGAAGAUGGAAGCCCCGGGGCCAAAGGUUAUCCUGGCAGGCAGGGAUUACCUGGCCCCAUUGGGAAAAUGGGGCCUAAAGGAUCCAGGGGUCACAUAGGAAUCCCUGGGCUUUUUGGCCUUCCCGGACCUGAUGGCGAGAGAGGAAUUCCUGGCGUUCAUGGGAAGAAGGGCAAGAUGGGUAGGCCGGGGUUUCCUGGGGACUUUGGUGAAAGGGGACCACCAGGCCCUGAUGGGAACCCAGGUGAGCUCGGAGCUCCUGGUCCAUGCGGAGUCCCUGGCCUGAUUGGAGAUAUGGGCCCUAUUGGCACCAUGGGGUUACCAGGUCCUCCAGGACUCAAGGGAGUACCUGGAAACCCAGGGGAACCAGGACUGAAAGGUGAUAAGGGGGAAGUUGGGUUACCGGGAGAGCCAGGGGAGCGUGGCUUUCAAGGUGACAAGGGUCUCCAGGGCUCUCCUGGGGUGCCAGGUCUUCGCGGAAAACCUGGAACUCAGGGUAAACCUGGUGACCAAGGCCCUGGUGGUAUACCUGGCCCUCUAGGUCUGGAGGGCUUUCCAGGAGACAUUGGCCCACCGGGACACAAUGGUCCUGAAGGGCCAAAGGGGAAGCCUGGGCUACGAGGUUUACCUGGUCCCAGAGGAUCACCUGGACCAGAGGGUGACGAGGGACCUGUCGGGCCAGCCGGGGCCCCCGGACCGGAGGGCAGACCUGGGAGGCAAGGAUUCCCGGGAAGCACAGGCCCAGAUGGACCCAAGGGCGAGCCUGGGAUAACUGGCGAGGUCGGAAAGCUUGGCGAGAGGGGCCUCCCGGGUUUCAUCGGGCCUGUCGGUGAGAUAGGCAUCGCUGGGGAAAAGGGGGACCGAGGGGAAACAGGCCUCCCCGGACCACCAGGGGAAAAGGGGGCGAUGGGUCAUCCUGGAGCUCCUGGAGAGAGUGGCCCCACUGGACCACAAGGGAUACCAGGGCCUCCUGGUUCGCGUGGAGUGAUUGGCAUCAGAGGAUCCAAGGGCAGGCGGGGUCCAAGGGGUCCUGAUGGCCCACUGGGGGAGAAAGGCUCUACUGGAGUGAAGGGCCCUGAUGGUCCACCAGGAAAAUUUGGCUUCCCUGGCGAGAUGGGAAAGAUUGGCGAACCAGGUGAAGCAGGGCCUAAGGGAUUUCCAGGUAUUCCAGGACCUUCUGGGCCUCCAGGAGCCAAAGGAAUAGCAGGAGAAAUAGGACCAACAGGCCCACCAGGAACAAUAGGACCACUGGGCGAGAUGGGGCUUAAGGGGCCACCAGGAAAGGUUGGCGAACAGGGACUACCUGGCGAACAAGGAGAGAAGGGUGCCGUUGGUCAGGCUGGAAACACCGGGGAGCAGGGUUUGAUGGGCCAGAGGGGUGAGCCAGGCAUUGAUGGGGAGGCUGGGCUGAGUGGACCCGACGGAGCCAAGGGUGAAAAAGGAGAACCUGGUCCAGAGGGCGCUAAAGGAGACAGGGGCGCAAUCGGACUGAAAGGAAAGGAAGGACCCCCUGGGUCCCCUGGGCUGUUGGGUGUGAGGGGUCAGGAGGGUAAACCUGGCAAAAUUGGCGAAAGAGGAAAACCAGGAGAAAAGGGCAGCAAGGGUCACCAAGGUCACCUGGGGGAAACUGGGCCAAUCGGAGAACUGGGAGAACCAGGAUUUGUCGGGCCAAAGGGGGCAAGAGGAACCACUGGGCCAGUGGGUGCUCCGGGAAGGAUGGGCCAACAAGGGGAUCCAGGCUUAGCAGGAUACGAGGGUCACACAGGACCACAAGGCCCGUUAGGUCCCCCUGGUCCAAAAGGUGAAAAGGGUGAACAGGGGGAUGACAGCAAGCUGGAAGGCCCUCCAGGUCCCCAAGGUGACAGAGGUCCUUUUGGAGACCGAGGAGAGAGAGGAGCAGCAGGCGACCCAGGAUACAUUGGCCAAACGGGUGUUGAUGGAGAGAGAGGUGAAGCUGGUGCCCCAGGACUUCCUGGACAUCCUGGACCAAAAGGACAACAAGGACUGAAAGGAUCCAAAGGUGAUCAAUCCAGAUACGUUGAAACUGAACUGUGUUAUGAAUUAUUUCUGCUCCAGGGUCAGAAAGGAAAACAGGGACCAAGAGGUUCAACUGGGACCAAAGGACCACCAGGUCUAGAGGGUCCUCUUGGCCCAAGAGGUGUGGUUGGCAGGGAAGGACUUGAAGGCCCGCCUGGAAUGGAUGGACAACCAGGUAAAGAUGGCAGCAAAGGAGUCAAGGGGGAACAGGGAGACGAUGGAGAGUUUGGUCUUCUUGGAAAACCUGGACAAAGGGGUAAAACUGGGGUCCCUGGGCUUCCUGGAAGUCAAGGCUCCUUUGGACUCAAGGGUGAAAGGGGUCUCCCAGGCCAAACUGGACCUUCAGGGAAGAGAGGUUUCCCUGGUGGGAUGGGGUUGCCAGGGAAACAGGGGGACCAAGGACCCAAAGGGCAACCAGGGGAUACUGGCGAACAAGGGUUUCCAGGGGUUCUGGGCAUGUUUGGGCCAAAGGGACCUCCGGGAGACACAGGCCCAGCAGGAAUACAGGGACCCAAAGGACCUCGUGGCUUGAUGGGUAUGGAUGGGGCUCUGGGCCCUAUUGGCAUCAUUGGCCCCAGUGGUCACCCCGGACCCCAAGGUGACAAAGGGAAUCGGGGCGAGAUGGGGGUGCGAGGACCAAGGGGACCCCCUGGUCCUCGUGGACCACCAGGACCCCCAGGGCUCCCGAGUACUCCCCUCGCAUUUAAACAGGAUCCUCUUGAUGCUGCUUUUGAAGUCAUCAUUGAUUCCCAUGCCAAACUUAGAUCAGAGAAUUACCAGAGUAUGGACCUGCCCAUGUUGGACCAGAGCACAGUGAUCUUUAAGACCCUGCAGCAGCUCAACACGCUCAUCCAGAGUCUGAAGAACCCGCUGGGAACCCGCGAUAACCCCGCCCGGAUCUGUCGGGAUCUCCAGGAGUGCGAACAGAGGAUGCAUGAUGGUACUUACUGGAUUGACCCAAACCUCGGUUGCUCAGCUGACACUAUUGAGGUGAUCUGCAACUUCACUGGCGGAGGGCAGACCUGUCUUAAACCCAUCACUGUGUCCAAGUUGGACAUAGGUGUGGGUCGUAUCCAGAUGAACUUCCUCCACCUCCUGAGCUCGGACGCAGUGCAGCACAUCACCAUCCACUGCUUCAACACCCCAGUGUGGGCAACGGGGCCAUCCCUGCGACCUUCACCAAAGGCUGUGAGUUUUAAGGCCUGGAGCGGCGAGAAGAUUCAGGCCGGGGACCUUCUCGAACCCAUCAUUCCCAGGGAUGAUUGCUGGAUCAAAGAUGGCCGCUGGCAUCAGACCCAUUUUGUCUUCCAGACCCAGGACCCACACUUACUCCCCAUAGUGGAUGUAUACAACCUGCCUGCGACAGAGUCUGGCUCACACUACCACCUGGAGGUUGGACCGGUGUGCUUCUUAUAGGGCCCUGUGGGAGCCCUUCAAUGCUCCUCAAAGGAGUGACUGCGCUGCGGGGAGGAUGGAAAGGGGAGACUGGUGCUUCUCUAGGUUUCCGGAGUAAAAAAAGAGCCCCACAUCCCUCUCUGUGUGAUAUGCUUGGACUGCAGGAACAGGAGGGAAGGGAGAGCAUGAGAGAGAGAGCGAAAAGAAAGAGGAGUAAGAGGCACUGCAGAGAUAACAGAGACUUCUGGCCUUAGUCCGCCCAUUGGAAAAUAAUAAGCUCUUCUUUUUCAGAGACUUGUUUCUUUAAUACAAGGUCUGGAUGCCCAGAAUGGAAGGAGUAAUAUAAUGGUCUCAUUUCUGUCAUCUCUUUUUGGACCAUGUUGUAACAUAUUCCCUUAAAGGUCUGAUAACCCAUUUACACAAAACCUUCCCAAAAUU
Molecule: messenger RNA, 6403 nt
Organism: Lampris incognitus (smalleye Pacific opah)
Lineage: Eukaryota; Metazoa; Chordata; Actinopteri; Lampriformes; Lampridae
Gene: col27a1b
Product: collagen, type XXVII, alpha 1b
Exons: 61
Coding region: 848-5986 (1712 amino acids)
Molecular function (GO): extracellular matrix structural constituent
Source: RefSeq, a predicted model, not a curated record